Molecule: messenger RNA, 2094 nt
Organism: Clonostachys rhizophaga
Lineage: Eukaryota; Fungi; Ascomycota; Sordariomycetes; Hypocreales; Bionectriaceae
Source: the annotation of a GenBank genome assembly
AUGGCUUCCACGGUGGAAUUUCUUGUCGGCCCCUCGGUGCUCCCUGUGUAUGACUACGUCGAUAACCAUGCCAAGACGUACUGGACCUCUUCAAGUAACCAGGUCUAUUGGAAGACAGGAUACGAGCAUCAGAUCCGCGUGGUUGAGCUGGGCAAAUAUACUUUCGCACUCGACUUCGGCCCCAUUUCUUGGCCCAACGGCCUCGAACGCCCCUCUGGCGCUAUCAGUGCUGUGUUGCAAGGGCAUUUCCAACCAGAAGAUAAGGGCUUAGAGAGCGAGCCUUGUACCCAGGACGUGCAAAUUGAGUGCCACGUGGAUACAGGCUUCAAGUGCCAAGGGACUUUCAAAGCCGCGCGACAGAAUCUUCCCUGGGGAUUCAAGGGCAAGAUUCAGUGGUCAUUGAUCCUGAGUGGCUAUGGGGGUCGCAGGCUGCAGCUUGCCGAGACCGAUGUAGAGCUCUACUUCGUUGCUGUCGCUAAGCUGCCAAAAGUCCUCUUCCGAGGCUUGCCUGUCAGCUUCUUCAGACGAUUCUUGCUACCCCUAAGGCUGAUGACCGAGGACCAUGACAUCAAGACCUUCCAAGACGAGAAGCUAGGCCGGAACAUUGGAGAUAAUGAGCAAGGCUGGCUCGAUUACGUUAUUGACAAACUACACUACCAGCCGAGCAUCAAGUAUGACUCCUGGGCUUCCAACAACUCUUACUUCCAAGGAGGUGAGAGCCCGCUUGCUUUCGAUCACUGGGUCAAUGACUGUGAUGAGAAGGCAAAGCACACCCUCAACUGCUACGACUUAGCUGCCUUGGUCUCGGUCAUCGUGCCUCUUGGAAUCACCAACCCCCAACAUUCCUUGCAGAUGAAACACAUGGCACCCUUUGGCUAUAUCUACGAAACGAACUUGAUCGGAUGGGGGCCAUGCAACAGCCCUCUGACAACCCGUGGUUCACAGGUCCUGGGCGCUAAUGAUGAGAAGCGCACCGGCUUCGGGAGCCACAUUUUCAUGACCAUCUCCCGAGAGCCUGUAACCAAGAUCAAUGGACCCUCUGAGAUGGCUUUGGAUGCAACGUGCCGGCCAUUCACCUCUGCCCACUCCGGCCGGGAGACGUUGAGCGAGUAUAUCACCAACUCGAUCGAUGACAAGACCGACUUGUACAAGAGGUUCCCGAAAAGAUGCACCCUCGGCACUUUUGUGCCCGAAAGCAACCCCAGCAACUGGGCGGGCCCAAAGAGGCUCUUCACUCAACCGGAGAUCUUCGCGCCAGACUUCGUCGACCAUGUCCCCACAGAGAGCAAUAUCCUACGCAAUGUGAAGGAGCAGUUCAAAGACUGGACUGCCACAGAACCUAAUAUCGUCGUCCAGUCCACGCAUCUUACGGCGCAGUGGUUCUUCACCUCGGACGACGGGGAAACCAUGUCCCUUAGCAUCUCCCGAUGCGCCACAGUGGGAGGGCGACGGGGCGGUGACAAUCCUGGCUCGCGAGGUAACGCCGUUGACAGCGCACACGAGUUGUACACUGCCGACCUAGAGAAGUAUGCCAUUCACGGCAUCGACACCACGGAUGCGGAUUCUAACACCGAUGAGGAUGUUCUCGCUGUGUGGCAAUCAAAGUCUAGUGGUGCUCUCAAGGUGGACGCAAAGUAUCACUGGUCUGCGCCUUCGGACAACGAGAAGGGUGCCAUGCUUUGGACGCAGGGAGUUUUCUUUGUCAAGCUGACAAAAGAUAAGAAGGCCGACAUUGCGAAGUAUGCCCAGGGGAUCGUGGAUCUCAUCGCGGAUGUGCUGAAGAGUCCUGCACCCGGUGCUCCUAAGCUCCAUGUCGAAGCACCAGACGAGACUACUUUUAAAGUGGGAGAGGUUUUUGAAAUCACAGUCAGCAAGCUGCCGGAGAGAAUGGUCCCGAUUGACGUCGAUAUCUACAACUCAAAAGUACUUUAUCUCUCAUCUUCCAAAUCAGGCGACGAAGUCACUUUCAAGUUCCUUGCUCGUGAGGUGACAGACGACGAGGAGCCCGAGUUGAUUGAGUUCUCUGCAUAUGACGCUUCCAUGGAGAAGAAUAAGGGAGGUGACCACUCUGUUAAGAUAACCAUAGUUGAGUAA